CUUAUAAAUAAUCUGUGUAAAAAAAUCAAGAAAAUGUUUUUAAAGAAUAAAUAUUUAAAUAUCAACAAUCAGUACAAACUUUAAAAUAACUUAUAGAAAUCACUUAAAGAAAUGAUUUCGUAAAGCACAAACUACCAUCAAGAUGCAGUGCUGCGUGCCUUUCUGCGUAAAUACUUCAGAUAAUGCGUCAAUAUCUGAGGGACCAGGAAUUACCUUUCAUGAGUUACCCAGUAAAGAAAAUCUCCAUGCUGCUUGGCUCAAAGCCCUCGGCACACAAGACCAUCACCUGCCCGACCCUGCUGUGGUCUGCUCACAGCAUUUUUUAGAUGAGGACUUUUAUGAAACAAAGAGUUGUGUAAGACAGAUUUGCUCUAAUGCUAUACCUACAACAGUGCAGAUGUGCAUGAUAUGCCUGGACACUGACAGCAAGCUGUCUCUAAUGAGUAAACACAAGUUGGAGGAGGCAUAUGAACAGCUAACUGGACUGUCUUUGUUUCAGUUGUGUCGUGGAGGAAACCUGAAGCAAACACUCUGUGUGCUGUGUGCUCAGAGAUUGAUUAACUUCAGUAGAUUUAAAGACUUGUGCUUGAGAGCCCAUUCACUGAUGACAGACUUACUUGCACAAGAUGAAUUAAUUACAAUACAACAUAAAGAAUUGAUGAACUGCACAACAAAACAUCUGAAGUUUAAUUUGACACAAAUCACAUUAGUUAAUCAUUGUGACUUGUACGUAGAUCACACUGAUGAAGAGGAACAGACAGCAGCAGAGGAAUCUAUAGUGGGAGUUGUUGCAUCAAUUGUUCCAAAGAAGGAAGACAGUUUUGACUCCAUGUCAAAUUCGGAUUACUCGGAAUUGACUCAUAAAGAUGACAAUUUGAUAGACAAUGCUUGUGUUUCUAAUAACAAUUACUCCAAUACCAGCAUAAAGUUGGAACCAUAUUCACUGGAUGAAGGUACGAGUAUACAUGAAUCACUUCAUGCGAAAGCUGGAGCUUUCUGUACUACACUUACAGAACAUGUGCCUGAAACAGAGAAUUUUAUUAAGAUUGAAAGUGUUACAUUUGGAUGUACGUUUUGUCAUGAAGAGUUUAUGCAAGAAAAUGAAUACUAUGAACAUAUGAGCGAGCAUCUCCAGUACGCUGUCGGUGACGCUGCAUGUGAUGCAUCACAAGUGUGCGAGCCUUGUGCAGCUGUGAGCCGCAGCGAUGACUCACUCGUGCUGCAGAACAAGUCAGUAUACAACGACGCUGCAUGUGAUGCAUCACAAGUGUGCGAGCCUCGUGCAGCUGUGAGCCGCAGCGGUGACUCACUUGUGCUGCAGAACAAGUCAGUAUACAACGACGCUGCAUGUGAUGCAUCACAAGUGUGCGAGCCUCGUGCAGCUGUGAGCCGCAGCGGUGACUCACUCGUGCUGCAGAACAAGUCAGUAUACAACGACGCUGCAUGUGAUGCAUCACAAGUGUGCGAGCCUCGUGCAGCUGUGAGCCGCAGCGGUGACUCACUCGUGCUGCAGAACAAGUCAGUAUACAACGACGCUGCAGGUGAUGCAUCACAAGUGUGCGAGCCUCGUGCAGCUGUGAGCCGCAGCGGUGACUCACUCGUGCUGCAGAACAAGUCAGUAUACAACGACGCUGCAUGUGAUGCAUCACAAGUGUGCGAGCCUCGUGCAGCUGUGAGCCGCAGCGGUGACUCACUCGUGCUGCAGAACAAGUCAGUAUACAACGACGCUGCAUGUGAUGCAUCACAAGUGUGCGAGCCUCGUGCAGCUGUGAGCCGCAGCGGUGACUCACUCGUGCUGCAGAACAAGACAGGAAGUCGGAGGCUGAAUGAUGUCCCUCCCCUGGCUGCAGACUGCGCUCAGGCUUUAGUCGCUCCACUGUCCGCGAGACUUGCGGCAAACAACGACUACAAAGUGCAGGCAACUGAAGAAGCAGCUGCGACCCGGAAAACUGAACAAAUCCUUGAGACUGACAUUGGCGAACUGGACAACCAAUCAUCUCAGAGCGGCACUAAAAUAUACACAGAUAUAAAUAGAUUUACAAAUACUGGCGAAAAGCUUUGUGAGAGAGUGAAAACUGCCGACAAGACAAGACAAGGUAGUUUUGUUCGUCACUUAAAAACCAACACUGGCGAAUUACGCUAUUCUUGUGAUGUAUGCCAUUAUAAAUGUGCACAGAAAAAUAAUUUAGUACGUCACUUAAGAACACACACUGGCGAAAAGCCUUAUUGUUGUGAGAUAUGUAAUUUUAAAUGUUCAGAUAAAAGUGCCUUAUCAUUACAUAUUCUAACCCAUACUGGUGAAAAGCCUUUUUGUUGUGAGAUAUGCAAUUAUAGAUGUGCACACAAAGGUGAUUUAACAAAACAUAAAAUAACUCACACUGGCGAAAAGCCUUAUUCUUGUGAGAAAUGCAGUUAUAAAUCAGCUCAGAAAAGUUAUUUAAAAAGACAUCAAAGAACACACACCAACGAAAAGCCAUUUUCUUGUGAGAUAUGCAAUUAUAAAUGUAAAAUGAAAAGUGAAUUAAAUAGACAUGAAAGAACACACACUGGCGAAAAGCCCUUUUGUUGUGAGACAUGCAAUCAUAGAUUUGCAAACAGAGGUGAUUUAAAAAAACAUGAAAGAACGCACACUGGCGAAAAGCCUUUUUCUUGUGAGAUAUGUAAAUAUAAAAGUGCACAUAAACAUAAUUUAUUAAAUCACAUGAAAACCCACACUGGUGAAAAGCCUUUUUCUUGUGACAUAUGCAAUUACAAAUCUUCAGAUAGAUUUAAUUUGUUGCGGCAUAUGAAGAGAAAAUCACACGCUCACGCCUCUAGAGUAAUUGUAAUAAAAUAGAAAGGAGGUUCUACUUCUAAGUUAUCAAACUGUUACUAAGAACAUAGAUAAUAAAAAGCCGUGAGACUUAGA
Messenger RNA from Bicyclus anynana (squinting bush brown), 2908 nucleotides. RefSeq names its product zinc finger protein 62-like. The transcript is spliced from 8 exons. Bases 143 to 2836 code for a protein of 897 amino acids. Gene Ontology annotation, biological process: regulation of DNA-templated transcription. The record is from RefSeq and is a predicted model, not a curated record. Gene Ontology annotation, cellular component: nucleus. Lineage: Eukaryota; Metazoa; Arthropoda; Insecta; Lepidoptera; Nymphalidae. Gene Ontology annotation, molecular function: zinc ion binding; RNA polymerase II cis-regulatory region sequence-specific DNA binding; DNA-binding transcription factor activity, RNA polymerase II-specific.